AGGAAAACAUGUAUUGGCUUUAAAGAGAUACCAACCCUAGGACAUGUUUCCUUAGCAUCCCACCCGUGAGGUUAGGGAUCCCGUGUCUAAGACACAAGGGGCAUUUUUCUUCACUAACUUUGUCUCCGCACAUGACAGGUUUUCGUUUUUAUAUACAUUUGAGGUAUGAUUACUUAUUCAUCUUUUGCAUUUAGACAUCAUUCUUGAGUAAUUCAAACUUGGGGCACUUUUGGUUUGGGAUACAAACCGAAGAUGGAAGAUUGGCAGAGAAGGCGUGCUAUUAAAGCGGAGAAACGCCUUGCCAGACUUCAAGGGAGAGAUCCAAGGGAUGAACCAAUGUGGGUGCCGCACAUUAGAGUCACAUUUCCACAACCUGCUGAGAUUUUUUGCCCUUCUCUUGAUGGAUAUGUGGUAAAACAUAUGGAUGUUUUGUAUGUAGAUCCAGAGGGUACUGUUUUCAUUGACAGAUUGCUUGAAAUCGGGGAAUGUUCAAAACAAGCAAGGUUUGAGGAAGUGGUGGUGGAAGAGAUCACCGAUGAAGUCUAUUCUGAUGAUGAGGAAGACAGUUUUGGCUUCAACAACCUCUUUGGGCUAGCCAACAUGACAGAUCCUAAGGAAAGGUGGAGAAGGAUGCUCGUUGAAAGGGCAUUUAUAGAAAAGCACCCCAACUUCCAACUCAUUCAUCAUGCAAAUGCUCCAAUGGAUCCACAUGAGUCUGUGCUCCUUGAAACAGUGAAAGAAGAAUCACUAUGUGACUCAUGGGGAAAUUUGACUAUAAAUGCUCUAGAUGACGAAGGACUAGAAUUUGAUAGGGGAAUUUCUCUGGUCAAUGGAAGCUCUCAAGCUAAUUGGGCAGCGGAACUUUUCCCUGUAGCUUUCAUCUCCGAUAACAUGUUCCUAUCUUUGCUUUAUUAUCAUUUGGCCAUUUAUUUACUUCCAUCCCAAAUUUUCAAGCCUGCUAAUGACGAAUCUUUAAACAAUGAUGCCAUGUCAGACUUUAUAUAUGAGAUUGAUGAUCAGACCUAUAAAGAAGAAGACAAUGAAAAUCUCGAUCCUUCUCAUGAACUAACUCAAAUGCUAAGAGAGGAAAAGCCGAAGCUGCAACCAAAUCAAGAGACAGAAACCAUUAAUCUGGGUACUGAAGAUGACAAAAAGGAGAUAAAAAUCAAUGCUCAUCUAUCCUCAAAGGAAAGAAAUGAAUUGAUUGAGCUUUUAUUUGAGUUCCAAGAUGUUUUUGCUUGGUCCUACAAGGACAUGCCGGGAUUUGAUCCUGAUAUCACUGUUCACGCCAUUCCACUCUAUUCUGAGGCCAAGCCAGUCAAGCAAAAGCUAAGGAGGAUGAAACCAGAGGAAUGGGUGGCCAAUAUCGUUCCUAUAAUGAAAAAGGAUGGCCGGGUUAGAGUCUUUGUGGAUUAUAGAGACUUGAACAAAGCAAGCCCCAAGGAUGAUUUCCCAUUGCCUCACAUCCAAAUUCUGCUAGAUAAUGCUGCCAAAAAUGCUCGGUUCUUUUUUGUUGAUGGCUACUCUGGGUACAAUCAGAUAAAAAUGAAGGAGGAGGAUAAGCUCAAGACAACAUUCAUCACUCAAUGGGCUAUUGUUGAUGACAUGGUGAUUAUGUCCAAAGAAGAGGUGCUACAUAUAGAAAAUCUCAAGAAGGUGUUUGAACGCCUUAGAAGAUACAAAAUGAGACUCAAUCCUGCCAAAUGUACUUUUGAUGUGGAUUCGGGAAAGCUACUUGGCUUCAUUGCCAUCAAAGGGCAAGCCAUUGCAGAUCAUCUAGCCAAACAUGCGGCAGAGGAUUAUGAGCCUAUUGAUUGGGAUUUUCCUGAUGAGGACAUUUUGGCAUUAGAGGCAGAAUCUAAUCUAUAUAAUUGGAAGCUCUUCUUUGAUGGAGCUGUUAACCAGCUUGGUUGUGGCCUUGGAGCCGUGUUGGUAUCCCCAAAGGGAGAUCAUUUUCCUAUUGCUAUAAAGCUUGAUUUUGCUUGUACCAACAACAUAGCCAAAUAUGAAGCUUGUAUUGCAGGAAUACAUGCUGCUCUAGAUAUGAAUGUCCAAGAUUUGGAGAUAUAUGCUUCCAAUGGUCAUCAAUUCAUCUUGGUUGCUAUUGAUUAUUUUACCAAAUGGGUAGAAGCAGCAUCUUAUGCUAGUGUUACAAAGAAGGUGGUCACUCGUUUCAUCAAAAGAGAGAUCAUUUGCAGAUAUGGGCAACAAGAGGCCAUCAUUACUGAUAAUGCAAGCAAUUUGAACAAUGAUAUGAUGACUGCACUAUGCAAGCAAUUCAAGAUCAAGCAUUUGAACUCUUCUCCAUACCGACCAAAGACGAAUGGUGCAGUGGAAGCUGCCAACAAGAAUAUUAAGAAGAUUUUAGCGAAAAUGGCAGUCACUUACAAAGAUUGGCAUGAAAUGUUGCCAUAUGCUCUCCAUGCUUAUAGAACCUCUGUUCGCACUUCAACUGGGGCAACACCUUAUUCCUUGGCAUAUGGAAUGGAGGCAGUAUUACCAAUUGAGCUAGAAAUCCCUUCUAUGAGAAUCUUAUCCGAGUCAGGGAUUGAUGAAGAAGACUUGAUUCAGAAAAGGAUAGAUUAUCUCAAUUUGCUUGAUGAAAAAAGAUUGGCAGCUCUUUGUCAUGGCCAAUGCUAUCAGCGACGAAUGGAAGCAACUUACAACAAGAAAGUCAAACCUAGAGUAUUUCAUCAAGGAGAUCUUGUCUUAAGAAAGAUCAUGCCAAAUGAAAGGGACCCUAGGGGCAAAUUCGCACCGAAUUAUGAAGGGCCCUAUGUUGUUAAAGAAGCUUUCUCAGGAGGAGCACUCUUGUUGAGAUAUCCAGAUGGAAUUGAUUAUCAUCGCCCAGUGAAUGCCGAUGCUGUCAAAAUGUAUUAUUGCUAAAAAAAAAAAAUUAGGUUGAAAACCCAAAAGGGAGGCCUAACAAAUUAAAUGUUUCCUU
This is a messenger RNA of Rubroshorea leprosula, 2944 nucleotides long. The record is from the annotation of a GenBank genome assembly. NCBI's taxonomy places the organism in Eukaryota, Viridiplantae, Streptophyta, Magnoliopsida, Malvales, Dipterocarpaceae.